AUGGAACCCAUUCUGGACCAAACCCGAAAGCGCAAGCUGCUCGUCAUUGCAGACGAACCAUGUCUAAGGCAAAUGACCGAUGGGGACGCCGAGCUCGGCCAAGGACCCCAAGAAUCGAUAAGUGAAAUAGAUCUCGAAGACCAGCCCGGACAUUUACUUGCACACUGGGACCGCUAUCUGGGUCGACUCAACAGCCACAUUGACAUACUUGACAAACAACGGCACGACUCAACUUCACCCGCAGCAAGCCGAAGACUUGACCUGACAGCUCGUGUUCAGGAUCUAGCAAAUGUACUCAAGACGAUACAUAUUGGCAUCCUGACAGACCGAUUGCGACAGUGCGCCUUUGAGCCGGAAGAAAGGAUCGUUUCCUUGUACCGAACCAUCAAAAGCCGUCUCAAAAGAAUUCAAACGAUGGCUUCACAAUUGGAAACUGCAUUGAAAAACCAAAGCCAUACGACCCAAGACUUGCUGCGCAUGUUGGACAACAUCCUCAUUGAUAUGAACCUAUUGAACAUGGAUAACGAGGUAUACUACCUUCAGGAAUGGGAGAUCCAGGAUGAUGAGUGCUGUUGUGGCGAACCAGGUUGUGAGAGGGUGACUCUAUAUAUAGGAGGAUGCCUGUAG
Colletotrichum truncatum is the source of this 627-nucleotide messenger RNA. RefSeq lists its product as uncharacterized. NCBI's taxonomy places the organism in Eukaryota, Fungi, Ascomycota, Sordariomycetes, Glomerellales, Glomerellaceae. The record is from RefSeq and is a predicted model, not a curated record.